Molecule: messenger RNA, 1635 nt
Organism: Arabidopsis arenosa
Lineage: Eukaryota; Viridiplantae; Streptophyta; Magnoliopsida; Brassicales; Brassicaceae
Source: the annotation of a GenBank genome assembly
AAAAUUCAGAAAUCAGAGUCACGCCUAUAUCUCUCUCUCUCUCUCCCGUCACUCUCACUCUUCCUCUUCUGCUUCUUAUUAUUACAUCGAUCCUCGUUGUCUCUCCUCUGUUUCUUCAAUCCCUCUUUCUUUCCAACAAAAACAAAAUCAAGAAAGCAAAACUCUCAAGAAACAAUGGAUGCUUCAUUGUCUCCAUUCGAUCACCAAAAAACUCAAAACACAGAACCAAAGAAAAGCUUCAUAACCUCACUCAUCACUCUCCGUUCAAACAACAUCAAAGAAGACACAUACUUCGUCUCAGAACUCAAACCCACCGAGCAAAAAUCACUUCAAGAACUUAAAGAAAAGCUCAAAGCUUCAUCUUCCAAAGCUUCUUCAAUGUGGGGAGUCUCACUCCUCGGUGGAGACGACAAAGCUGACGUAAUCCUCCUCAAGUUCCUCAGAGCAAGAGAUUUCAAAGUAGCAGACUCUUUAAGGAUGCUUGAAAAGUGUUUGGAGUGGAGAGAAGAGUUUAAAGCAGAGAAAUUGACUGAAGAAGAUCUGGGUUUCAAAGAUUUGGAAGGUAAAGUUGCUUACAUGAGAGGCUACGACAAAGAAGGACACCCAGUUUGUUACAAUGCUUAUGAUCUUAAAGAUAUGCCUAAGAGAGAGCUUAGAGUUGCUUCUAAUCAGAUUCUCUCUCUUUUUCAAGACAAUUACCCUGAAAUGGUUGCUACUAAGAUAUUCAUCAACGUGCCUUGGUACUUCAGUGUAAUCUACUCAAUGUUCAGCCCUUUUCUGACUCACAGAACAAAGAGCAAGUUUGUGAUGUCUAAAGAAGGCAAUGCAGCUGAAACACUCUACAAAUUCAUAAGGCCAGAAGAUAUUCCAGUGCAAUACGGCGGUCUUAGCCGUCCUACAGAUUCGCAAAACGGACCGCCAAAACCCGCGUCUGAAUUCUCCAUCAAGGGUGGUGAGAAAGUUAACAUUCAGAUUGAAGGCAUUGAGGGUGGAGCAACCAUAACAUGGGAUAUUGUAGUAGGAGGAUGGGAUUUAGAGUACAGUGCAGAGUUUGUUCCAAAUGCUGAAGAGAGUUACACGAUUGUGGUGGAGAAACCGAAGAAGAUGAAAGCUUCAGAUGAAGCUGUUUGCAACUCUUUCACAACAGUAGAAGCUGGGAAACUCAUUCUCUCUGUUGACAAUACUCUGUCUCGCAAGAAGAAAGUCGCUGCUUACCGUUACACUGUCCGGAAAUCUACUACAACCGCCUAAGACCGGUUUUUCGGAAGAUUGGUUUCUUUCUUAUUACUACUUUUUUGGGUGUGUUGAGAGUUUUUUUCUUGGGUUUGGGUACUAGGUUUGUUUGCUUGCUCAGCGGUCAUGUUGAACCCGAAAUAUCGAAAAGUUUGCGAGGAAAUCAUAUGUAUAAAUACAAUGAUUUGUAUGACAUUUGAAUAUUUGGCUUAAUAUUUUAACUAAAGAUUGAAAUGUCAGUCUGCAAAGUGCAAGCUUAUUUACUCCUUGUACCAUGUUUAGCUAUUGAACACCAGUGGUCCAGUGCUUAUGUUUGCUGCAUUCUCAGUGAUAGUAUUGAGUUGUUUUGUUUCAGAAGCUGAACUAAGCAAUGGAAUUUCAUAAGAAAAUCUGAAUCUUUAA